UACUUUUUUAUACUCUCAACUGGUGGUGAAAUUGAAUUAAGAAUGUUGAGCCGCCAUCUCCCAGAGGACGUGGUGACUGAAAUUUUGUCGACGCUGCCGGUAAAAUCGUUGAUGCGAUUUAAAUCUGUGAGUAAAGCCUGGUAUGCUCUCAUCAGAAACCCUCAUUUCAUCACAAAGCACCACACUUCCGCCAUUUCUGAUCACAAUCGCAAUCACUGCCGUCGAGUCAUCCUUGAGCGUUACCGAGCAAUAGAUACCCCACGUUUCUCCAUGCACUCUAACGACACCCUGGAGUUUUCCGGCGACAUACAUCUCAUCCCACAAUUGUUCUCAGAAGAUAUUACCCCAGUACUUUUCAUCGGUUCCUGUAAUGGAAUAGUUUGUGCUGUUGGUAUUUCUGCAGAGCGUUUUCAUUUUGGUCCUGAUCCAGACCGGGCUUGGGAGAUAGGGCUUUGGAAUCCUGCAACCAGAGAAUCUAAGAGGCUUCCGUUUGUCCCUCGCCCGCCUGAUUUUGUCCCUUUCCCCCCUGAUUUUCGCGUCCCGAGUUACGAUUUUGGCUUUGGUAUUGAUCUCAACACCAAUGACUUCAAGGUGGUUAAAAUCACGUGCUUCUAUUCUCCGCGGCAUUACCAAGUUGAGGAUCUCCUGCUGACAUUGCCAUUAUCAAUGACUCUGUAGCUGUGAUUUUUCCUACGUAUAGUAAUAGUAGUAGGAAUGACGUUGGAAUAUCAAUGGAGUAUGAAAUAUGGGUGAUGAACGAGUCUAUUGUGGAAUGUUCUUGGACUAAACUAUUUACGAUUGCAGUACCCAGCCGUCCUUUACAAUUUCGGGACGAUGGUUUGAUUGUGCUUAACGGCGGCCAUUGUGUUUCAGAUAAAUGUUUGGUAUUGUUUGAUCCAAGAACAGGAGAACUAAAGAAUCUUCCAAUAUAUGACGAAGGCUCGGAAAUGUUUAAGCUGGUGAGUUACAGAGAGAGCCUAGUUUUAGUUAAUGGAUGGAGGAAUGUGCUUGAGCAACAAUACACUUGAUCAUUAUGAUAUUGUUAUCACAGAUUUGGACUAUAUAUUAUUAUUUAUGUAUUCCAAGAGUACUAUAGAUCAUUAUCGAUGUUGUGAUUUUGGUCAUGGGGUCAAUUGACUGCUUAUGUAACAAAAGUUGAUUUAGUUGAAGAGUUGGUCCUAUUUUGCUUAAAUACAAUGGUUUGUGGAUUGGAAUUACAUGAGGACCAUGACGUCCAGGAGUAUGACAGAUUUUAGCUUCAAUUGAGAUGGUUUCACUUUAAAGUAUAUGGCCAUUGGCUUAAUAUUGGACAAAAAGUGAAAGCACAGGG
Molecule: messenger RNA, 1330 nt
Organism: Juglans regia (Persian walnut)
Lineage: Eukaryota; Viridiplantae; Streptophyta; Magnoliopsida; Fagales; Juglandaceae
Product: putative F-box/kelch-repeat protein At1g12870
Exons: 2
Coding region: 43-678 (211 amino acids)
Molecular function (GO): protein binding
Source: RefSeq, a predicted model, not a curated record